UCCUGGAGGAGCUGAGCUCUGUAAGACAGCACACAGUGAGUGAAAUCCCAGCCGCUCAUAAUCGCAAUCCACCUGUAUUGGUACACUGUACAGCUGGAGUGGGGCGUACUGGAGUAACGAUACUGAGUGAUUUACUGCUUUACACACUUGAUCACAACCAGCUUUGGAUUCAUUCUCUUCAUUGAACAGAAACAGGAUGAUAAUCAUCGUGUUGUCGGCCACUCUUCUGGCAACCCUCGCGGCUGGCCAGAGUCAAGACUCCUGUUAUGCCGACCAGACAGACCCCUACAUCUUGUUUGGCACUGCUACACCAUAUGAAGCUGUGAGCAAUACAAAUGCAAGCUAUGUAUAUAUUGAUAAAUGUGAAGCUAAGCAGUUCUGGAUUAUAUCUCGUCAUGGCACGAGAUAUGCUGAUGCUGAUGAAGUUGAUGAACUGAAAGAUCUUUAUGAUCUCCAAGAGAAGAUCAUCAAAAAUCAUGAAAAAGAUGGAAGUGGCAGUUUAUGUGCCAAGGAUCUCGAAAACCUUAAACUGUGGACUCUACAAGUGGUCUCAAAUGUGAAGCGUGAUCUUACCCCUCAGGGCUACAAUGAUCUUUAUCGCUUGGGUAAACGCUUCAAGAGCAGGUUCCCAGCACUGUUCAAACAAACAGUGACAAAGGACUCAUUUAAGGUCCAGUUCACCACAAAACAGAGAACUGCAGCCAGCGCCAUUGCAUUUGUGGAUGGAUUAUUUGGAACUGGAAUGGGUUUGGAGUUCCCAGAAGCCCUGGAAGAUGACAUGCUUAUUAAGCCAUAUGCCAGCUGUAAAAAGUGGGAAAAAGAUGUUGAAAAAAACAAAGACACAACAAAGGAAAUGAAAAAAUUUUAAGACAGUUCCACAGUGACAACACUUGUGGGAUCUGUGUCCAAGAGACUCGGAUUUUCCAAGACACUUGACCUUGAUGACAUACUCUUAAUGUAUUCUGCAUGUCGAUAUGACAAGGCAUGGCACUUGGAUAGUUUCUCCAUGGUGUGCUGCCUUCACUGAAGAUGAUCUUAAAGCCCUGGAGUACAUAGAAGACUUGGAGUUAUACUACAGCACAGGAUACGGCAAUGACUUGAA
Molecule: messenger RNA, 1102 nt
Organism: Cryptotermes secundus
Lineage: Eukaryota; Metazoa; Arthropoda; Insecta; Blattodea; Kalotermitidae
Product: multiple inositol polyphosphate phosphatase 1
Exons: 8
Coding region: 197-868 (223 amino acids)
Molecular function (GO): inositol phosphate phosphatase activity; acid phosphatase activity
Source: RefSeq, a predicted model, not a curated record